This is a messenger RNA of Dictyostelium purpureum, 1038 nucleotides long. RefSeq lists its product as uncharacterized. Lineage: Eukaryota; Evosea; Eumycetozoa; Dictyosteliales; Dictyosteliaceae. The record is from RefSeq and is a predicted model, not a curated record. The coding region runs from base 1 to 1038 and encodes 345 amino acids. Gene Ontology annotation, molecular function: protein binding. The transcript has 2 exons.
AUGGAUAAUAUUAAUUUAAUAGAUAAUGAUAAUGAUCAUUUAGCACCACCACCCUUAAAACCAACCUUAUUAAAAAAACAACCACAAAGACAACAAAGAUCUAACCAAAGCUCAUUAACACCACCCCCACUACCAUCGUUGGUAUUACCAGUUCCAACAAUGACCUUAAUAAAAAAAAAUCACUAUGAAUCCAGAUCCCCAUCAACCGAAUCAGAUAUAGAAUUUAAAAAUUCUUUAUCAACAAACCCAGAUAUUAAAGUAAUUAAAAAACUAGCUGAAAGAGGCCAUUCAUCAUCACAAGCCUGGCGUAAUGACAGAGCCAAAAUAGAAUUUUGGUUAGAAAAGAGCUCAAAUUUAGGAUAUGAAGAAGCAUUAGCAACAUACUCUGUUUAUUUACAUGAUGGUACAUUAAAUUAUCACAACUACCAAAAAGCAUUCAACCUUUUUAAAUUAUCAGCGUCAUUAGGUGUAGAUAAUAACUGCUCUUCUCAUAUAGGUAUUUGUUUUUAUGAAGGUCAUGGUCAUGUAGUGGAUUACAACGAAGCUUAUAAAUUCUUCUAUAUCGCCGCCCAACAAAAUAACGAGUCGAUAAGCUUCUUUUACUUAGCUCAAUGUCUUUAUUAUGGUCACGGUGUAGAAAGGAACUAUGAAUUAGCAGCACAGUGGUUUCAAAAAAGUAGUGAUGCAGGCUAUGGUAUUGGCUCUAAUGGUUUAGGAUUAUGCUAUUUACGUGGUCAUGGUGUUCAACAAGAUUUCCCAAAAGCCAAAGAUAUAUUUAAUAUAAUAAAGCAUGAAUACCCAGAUUUGGAUGUAGAUAUUAAUUUAAAAACAUCUAUACUCUGUAUGGAGCAUAGAUAUGAACCAAACGAAAUCAAUAAUUUUAUUCAAGAAAAUUUACAACAACCUAUAAAACCAAAAUCAAGCAAAUCGGCAUUGAAAGCAGAAAAAUCAAAAAAACAUACCUUUGGUCUUAGUAGUAAUACUGCGGGUGUGCUUGGUAUUGUCUCAUCAACUUUAGAUGCAGGUUAUCAAUUUUAA